AUGGUAAUAAGGAUAACUAACAGGGUUCUUGGGAAGUUCAGGAGGGAAUGUGAGUGGGCAAAGAGGGCUCUGAGCAGUCAGCAUCAAGUUGGUGUAGAGGUUGAAUCUCUUUUUGAUGGAGAUAAAAUAAAGUUCUCUCUAUCACCAUCAAAGUCGAAGGACUCUUUAUCAACUAAUGCUCCUGGUAUGAUAAUAAAGGCACUUAAUCUUUACAGGAAAAAGACUGGAACAGACAAGCACUUUUGGAUUCAUCUUGAUAAGAAGGUACCUACUGGGGCUGGUCUUGGUGGUGGGAGCAGCAAUGCUGCAACAGCCUAUAUCCAUAUUUGUUUGCAUAAUUUAUGUGACAUUAAAGUACUUGAUUGUAAUGCUAUGCUUCAAAUUAUAUCACAGGGAAUAACAUCUGUUGUCUUGGCUGAGCUCAUCAUUUCAGCUUUUAAAGUACUUGGCAGAGCGUUAAUUGACCAAAAUUUCUUGUUCUUAGGCGCUGGAGGUGAGCUUGUUCAUCUUUAA
Molecule: messenger RNA, 513 nt
Organism: Ipomoea nil (Japanese morning glory)
Lineage: Eukaryota; Viridiplantae; Streptophyta; Magnoliopsida; Solanales; Convolvulaceae
Product: 4-diphosphocytidyl-2-C-methyl-D-erythritol kinase-like
Exons: 4
Coding region: 1-513 (170 amino acids)
Cellular component (GO): chloroplast
Molecular function (GO): 4-(cytidine 5'-diphospho)-2-C-methyl-D-erythritol kinase activity; ATP binding
Source: RefSeq, a predicted model, not a curated record